Funneliformis caledonium is the source of this 248-nucleotide messenger RNA. The record is from the annotation of a GenBank genome assembly. NCBI's taxonomy places the organism in Eukaryota, Fungi, Glomeromycota, Glomeromycetes, Glomerales, Glomeraceae.
AUGAAUAUGUAGGUGGUGUUGUUGUUGUUGUUGUUGCUGAUGAAGAUGAAUAUGUUGGUGUUGUUGUUGUUGCUAUUGCUGAUGAAGAUGAAUAUGUAGGAGGUGGUGUUGUUGUUGUUGUUGUUGCUGAUGAAGAUGAAUAUGUUGGUGUUAUUGUUGUUGCUAUUGCUGAUGAAGAUGAAUAUGUAGGAGGUGGUGUUGUUGUUGUUGUUAUUGUUGUUGUUGCUAUUGCUGAUGAAGAUGAAUAU